This is a messenger RNA of Dipodomys ordii (Ord's kangaroo rat), 1014 nucleotides long. It is a transcript of the gene Taar5, whose product is annotated as trace amine associated receptor 5. The record is from RefSeq and is a predicted model, not a curated record. Bases 1 to 1014 code for a protein of 337 amino acids. Lineage: Eukaryota; Metazoa; Chordata; Mammalia; Rodentia; Heteromyidae. The transcript has a single exon. Gene Ontology annotation, cellular component: membrane. Gene Ontology annotation, biological process: cell surface receptor signaling pathway; G protein-coupled receptor signaling pathway. Gene Ontology annotation, molecular function: trace-amine receptor activity.
AUGAGAGCUGUCCUCACGCAAGGUACUGAAGAACACCAGACGGCGUUUUGCUACCAGGUGAAUGGAUCUUGCCCCAGGACGGUCCAUCCUCUGGCCAUCCGGUUGGUCAUCUACCUGGCCUGUGCGGCAGGCAUGCUAAUCACCAUCCUGGGGAAUUUGUUUGUGGUGUUUGCAGUGUCUUACUUUAAAGUGCUUCACACUCCCACCAACUUCCUGCUGCUCUCCUUGGCACUGGCUGACAUGCUUUUGGGUCUGCUGGUGCUCCCCCUCAGUGCCAUUCGCUCUGUGGAGAGCUGCUGGUUCUUUGGGGACCUUCUCUGCCGUCUGCAUACCUACCUGGACACUCUCUUCUGCCUCACCUCCAUCUUCCACCUUUGCUUCAUCUCCAUUGACCGCCACUGCGCUAUCUGUGACCCCCUGCUCUAUCCCUCUAAGUUCACGGUCAAGAUGGCAGUCAGAUACAUCUUGAUAGGAUGGGGGGUGCCAGCAGCUUACACCGCCUUCUUCCUCUACACCGAUGUGAUAGAGAGAGGACUCCGCCAAUGGCUGGAAGAGAUGCCAUGUGUGGGCAGUUGCCAGCUGCUUUUCAAUAAAUUUUGGGGCUGGCUGAACUUCCCUGCUUUCUUCAUCCCCUGUCUUAUCAUGAUCAGUUUGUACGUGAAGAUCUUCAUGGUGGCUACCAGGCAGGCUCAGCAGAUCAGCACCUUGAGCAAAAGUUUGGCUGGGGCUGCCAAGCAUGAGAGAAAAGCUGCCAAGACCCUGGGCAUUGCUGUGGGCAUCUACCUUUUGUGCUGGCUUCCCUUUACCAUAGACACCAUGGUGGACAGCAUCCUGAACUUCAUCACACCACCUCUGGUCUUUGACAUCUUUAUCUGGUUUGCUUACUUUAAUUCAGCCUGCAACCCUAUCAUCUAUGUCUUUUCCUACCGGUGGUUCAGGAAGGCGCUGAAACUCACCCUGAGCUGGGAGAUCUUCUCGCCAAGGACAUCCACCAUUGAUCUGUACCAAGAAUGA